GAGUACAACAACUUGAAGAAGUUUGGGGACUCCUUGUUGUCCAAAGCUGCUAAGCUCUCGGAUAUGUUGUCCGAGCUGGAGAUGUUCCUUGCCGAGGGACAGUCAGCAUCGAAAGAUGAGCCCGGCAAAGCAUCGGAGCAGAAGUGUAUCCAGGGCUUGGAGAAUGCGAUCUCCUGCCUCAAUCAAGAGCAUGAGAAGAUCGAGGCCGAGAAAGUCGCUGCCGCCGAUCUGGGCGAAAGGGGGUGUUCUGAUGACAUUGGCAAGCCGCUACUUGUCUGCGAUAUUUGGAAUGAGCUCGGGCGCAACAUUUGCAUUUGCAGAACCCAUGACCCUGAACUAAACCUUCUAAGCCCUACAUAG
Symbiodinium necroappetens is the source of this 360-nucleotide messenger RNA. Lineage: Eukaryota; Dinophyceae; Suessiales; Symbiodiniaceae. The record is from the annotation of a GenBank genome assembly.